Messenger RNA from Bipolaris victoriae FI3, 4077 nucleotides. RefSeq lists its product as hypothetical. The record is from RefSeq and is a predicted model, not a curated record. Gene Ontology annotation, molecular function: cobalt ion transmembrane transporter activity; magnesium ion transmembrane transporter activity; magnesium ion binding. Gene Ontology annotation, biological process: transmembrane transport; metal ion transport. Gene Ontology annotation, cellular component: membrane. The transcript has 2 exons. Lineage: Eukaryota; Fungi; Ascomycota; Dothideomycetes; Pleosporales; Pleosporaceae. The coding region runs from base 1 to 4077 and encodes 1358 amino acids.
AUGAUUCUCCAUAUAAAAUUUACACAGGAGGAGUCUGACUCUGAGGCUGAUUAUCGUCAACGUCCAUCGUCUCCUUCUCACUCGUGGUCACCUGAAAGCUUCUACCGACACCAUAAUGAGCGACAUAUUGAGCGAGACAUUAAGCGAGAUGGUGUACAUGACACUGGCGAUGACAUUCGCGUCGUAACAUUUGAGGACGAUUCGCCAUGGGUGCCGCCGGUACCUCGUCAGGACACUGACCUUGUCUCCGACACCGAUUCUUUUGAAAGCGUCACGUCAAUGAGCGACCAAGAUUCGCCUACAGAACAAGUAGACCCACCGGAGCCGCCUCGUGAGGUGAUUGCUCCGAUGGAUGUUGAUGGCAACCAGCUAUCCUUUCGAGUCGACACAAGGCAUGUACAAAACCUAAUUGGAUUCGGCCAGGGCCUCCAGGAUCAAAAAAACGACAUGCAAACUCACCCAAAAAGAAAAGAUAUUGACAACUAUCGCGUCGAGACGUUUCGAAUCACUAAAACCAUGAUCAAAGAGACUCAAGGACAGGGCCAGCUUCAGGUCUACGUUCUACCAGGGCCGGAAAAUCCCCACUUGCAAGAUGCAGUAUCAUUUACAUGGAGUCAUAUUUCGGCCACUCAGCUUGAUUUUGCUAGUUUCAGGGAUGUCUGCCUGACCGUACCACAUGCCAGUGAUCGGCUACGCAAACUCACUUCAGAGAUGUUUACCAAGAUGUACACGGAAAAGGUCAAGCCUUUCGACGGUGGCAUGUUCAUCGAGCCCGGGACGGUUUUGCGAGCUGAUGAAUCAGAUCAGCCAGAUCCACAGUCUGUCAUCUUCGCCUGCGUCCCAUACUUUGCCCUGAACACUCAAGCCAAGAAGCCUCCCCGUGCCGAGAAUGAGCUAUUUCCACAACGAACUUUGAUGCAAACAUUCUAUCCCUACGAGCCAGUACGCGAUCGAGAUGAGGAACAGUCAUAUCGGAGAUUUGACGACGCACGCUCCGAGAACAUCAUCCACGUACCGAAUAUCUGGUUUAUGAUCAUGGGAUCGAGUCAUGUUGUAUCGUGUAGCCAUGUGCCACUCUCCAAGGAGAUGACAAAUUUAGUAGCUAUCAUCCAGGAGAAUGUCAAAAACCUUGGUGUUCAGCCUGCUGCAGACAACGAUUUGACAAUGAUCAAAUUUUCGGAUUGGGGAGAACGUGAUUUCGUGUUCCCCCUUAGCACUUGCAGAUCUUACUUUCAGAUGGAGGCAAAGGUUCGCAUGAUUGGAUACAUGUUCAACAAUAAGAGUUUGGAUGCCGAGAUCCAUUUGCAGCAAAGAUCCCGAGAGAGCAGCUGCAGUCUCCUACCGAACAUGUGGAGGGAUAUCACCGUGCGGAAUGAUCUCCUUUCAAUCAAUCUGGUAGUAGCGGGCGACAAAGAAACAGGUCAAGCUGACAAGGAUCCAACCGCUACAUACAGCGCCUACAACAGCGACAAAAGCAGAACCGUGUCAGUAACCCCUUUUUUCCAUUGGCCACAACAUGGUGCUAGUAAAGCAGUCAAAAACGACAAAGACGCAACGUCAGUGGAUGGUUCCAGUGCACAGCAGCCUUCUCGUUGCCUGGAGCAGGUUGGAAAGGCUCUGAUGACUAAGAUUCUGGAAGGAGCCACUACAAACACUGUCGAUGAAACAUUUACCUCGACCAGUUACUAUGAAUCACUGCCCAAGGCAACCUACGCAGAUGCUUGUGCUGACUUUGCCAAUCUUAAACGUCGAUGCGAUGCAGUUGAGAAAAGUUUGUCCAAUUCUACCUUCCAUCAGAACACGAUCAACGGCCAGCGAACUAGCCUUGUGGACAGAUCGACGGAAUUCUUCACUCUCUCUUGCAUCAUCACCAAGCUCUUCCUCAGCGACACGGAUGAGAGCAGCGUGAUGAGCAAGCUGUGGGGUGUUAUGGUCAAAAUCCAGCAGCACGUGGCCAAACUCGAGAAGUAUAACCCUUGUAGUGGGGAAAGUGGCAAAGACGCAGUUCCUUCAGAGGACGAUGUGCACACAACUGGCAACUCUUGGCUGAUCCGUCCCAUAGCGAAGCCUAGUCUAGUGUCUUUUCCAGAAAGCCGUCCAGAAUUGUCCAAGUCAAUCGCAGCGUGUAAGACAUGUAGAAGGUUACACACGUUUCGUAGCCAAGAAGAUGCGCUUAGACAUCUGCAGCGCCACACCAACCGUGAAAGUGAGCCUGGGAAGCGACAGAAGACUACUGAGCCGGGUGGCUUACCAGAUGAACAAAUCCCAGCCGAGGAUGUCCUUAUAGAUCCGCAAGCAAAGGACUGGAUCAUGGCAUCGGCAGAAUUUUGGCAUGAACAGACCAAUGCGGGAGCACUGGCAAUACUCACAAAGGCAUGCACUCUGGCAAAGAACAUAAUUGAGCAAGCUCAACAACUCAUGGACGGAGUCCAAAACGAAGAUGGCCAGAUGUCUGAAUUGUACUCUCUGCCCAAGGAGCUCCCUGAAGCAUUCCGCCGCAUCAUUGUCUUCUUCAUGGCGACCGAGCGAGCUUUGGACGAUGUCGACAAGGCCCAUGGACAUGAAUAUCGAUUCAAAGAUUUGUAUGAGCGUAGCAUUCUACCAUAUUCAGACAAAGGCCUCGAUGUCUUGGAAAGAUUUGAGGCAGGUGCAAUGCAGUCGCUGAGAGUUGCACGUGCACGUUUGUGCGAAAUGGCUUCUUCCCCCUCGCCAUGGCGUGUGAUGGAGCACCUUUCUCGGGGACCUCAGUAUGUCUGCGGCGAGCUGAUGAGGAGACUGUUCCUGAAGCCGCUUGAGAAGCAUCAAACGGUGGGCGAUUUGUAUCGGGAGUACAUAUCGAGGCUCCAAUUCCAAGUCAACCAUCACCCGAGUAAACGACUCCUUCGGGACCUCAAUCUUCUACAAGAAGAACUCCAGAUCCUUACGUCGAUAACCAUACAGCAGGUAAAUCUUAUCAAGAACUACAUGCGUGUUCUCUACGACGAAACGUAUGAGAAGCCAACACCAUCCCGACAAAGCAUGUUUGUGGACGAGCAGAGUCUGUUCCGAGGUUGCCUUAGCAGUCUCAAUCUUGUCCUGGAAGAUUACGAGGACCUCAUUCGACGCUGUAGUCCCCUGGCCAAUCGUACAAAGCAGAGUCUCGAGAUUAAUGAUGAAGAUCACGGCAAAGCCAUCAUGGCUUUCACGGUGGUGACUGUCAUCUUUCUGCCGCUGUCGUUUGCGACGAGCUAUUUUGGGAUGAACACUGUGGAUAUCCGUGACAUGAACCAGAAGCAAGGGCUUUUCUGGAUUGUGGCCAUACCGCUGACUGUUGUGACGGUGGGGGCUUGUCUACUCAUUGGAUACAACGGCGAUCAGCUUCGUGACAUGAUUUCAUGGCUAUAUCGCAGGGCAAUGGGCAAGGAAGAAACUGGUACUGGAGGCGGAGGCAUAAGCGUUCCACGGCGGAAACGUCCACUCCAUCCACUCGGAAAUUCAAGCAGUACACUUCAGUACUCGAGCGUCGUUGAUGAGGCCACAUUUGCUAUUCGCCAGCCAACUCUGGAGUGGGGCGGUGUAGCACACUCGGGUCCGACUUGGGUAGACGAUGACGAAGACGAUGCCUGGUACAGAAAACGGUAUAAUGCACCUGUGACCAAAACAAGACUCAACUCUCGCCCGGUAGCUCGAAUGCAAUCUUAUGCCGAACCGAUCUCUAUGGCCCCGGAGCCUUCGUACAGAAUACAUCCCAUUUCGUACAAACAGAGUAUACACCAUGGCAACGAGUAUGUUGCAGCACCCCGAAACAGGACUUACGAUUCGUAUACCGAAGCAAUGGGGCGUGUUCGCUACGACUAUGACGAAGAGAGUUUCUACAAGGGAGGUGAGCGAUAUGGCUUACCACCGCGCCAAACAUUCCGAGCAGAAGUGCCGAUGCGCAGACCGGCAGUCAGGAUAUAUGAGACUGAGGCGCUGAAAGAUGAUGAAAUGGGCGGAUACACGUGGGAAAAGAAGAAGUCGCAUAGAAGUCAUAAUGAUAACAGACGCAUGCGUAGCGACCGAGGUUUUGAGACGAGAGAUGAGAGUUGGUACCGGUAG